AUUUACUCCAAAAAUAGACGGAGUGUCGCCCCACUGUGCUUUGCUUGAACAAUGUCAACCGUGCCCGCGAUCAAGCGAUUAGAUCAAACUGUUAUUAAUCGCAUUGCUGCUGGAGAGAUUAUUCAAAGACCUGCCAAUGCUCUGAAAGAGCUCAUUGAAAACUCGCUUGACGCUGGUGCCACACAAAUCCAGAUCCUUGUGAAAGACGGUGGUAUCAAACUUUUACAGAUACAAGACAAUGGUCAUGGCAUACGGAAAGAAGACAUGGGAAUUGUAUGCGAACGGUUUACGACGAGCAAACUGAAAAAGUUUGAGGAUUUGUCUCAAAUAGCAACUUAUGGAUUCCGUGGUGAAGCAUUAGCGAGUAUAUCCCAUAUUGCGCACGUAACCAUCACCACAAAGACCAAGGACGCACAGUGUGCCUUUAGAGCAAAUUAUUCAGAUGGAAAGCUCGUGUCGCCUCGUCCGGGUGUGAGUGCCGAUCCGAAGCCAUGUGCAGGCAACGACGGAACACAGAUCACGGCGGAGGAUCUAUUCUAUAACGUACCUACUCGACGACGAGCAUUCAAAUCCUUCAGCGAAGAGUACAACCGAAUUGUGGACGUCGUCAGCCGAUAUGCAGUCCAUAACAGUGCUGUCAGUUUUACAUGUCGAAAGCAAGGAGCUGCAACAGCCGAUGUACAAACCUCAUCCACCUCCAAUAUCACCGAUACGAUUCGACAAAUGUAUGGUUCAUCCGUGGCAUCUGAACUAUUGCACGUUGAGAAAGAGUUUCCUCAGUCCGAGUUCAAAAUGAACGCCUCCUUUUCCAACGCCAAUUACCAUGUUAAAAAAAUGACUUUGCUCUUGUUUAUAAACAAUCGACUUGUGGAAAGCUCAAAUAUCAAGAAAUCUAUCGAAAAUGUGUAUAAUUCAUUGUUACCCAAAGGAUCUUACCCCUUUGUAUACCUAAGUUUGGACAUCAAUCCAAGAAAUGUGGACGUGAACGUGCACCCAACCAAACGAGAGGUUCAUUUCCUAAACGAAGACAGAAUUGUAGACACUAUUACAAGCACACUGCAGGAACAGUUGGAAGGUGCUAAUUUCUCGAGGACAUUCUAUACACAAACAAUCUUGCCUGGUGCAAGUCAAGUAGAAUCAUCGCCUAGUGACAGCGACAAAACGCCCACAAGAAAAGUACAAGAAUAUAAUCUAGUACGAACAGAUAGUCGAGCCAGAACAUUAGAUACCUUCGUUCAACGACCGGAAGAUGAAUUGAUGGAAGGAAUAGUGAAUACUGAGGAUGUUUUGGAGUUAGAUGAAGAAUUAUCAUCACAGCCGAUAUCUUCUCAAUCCAAGAAGCGACCGAGGAUUGAUGUACAAAUGACAAGUAUUCUAAAUCUUCGUAAUGCAGUCAAGAAGUCCGAGCAUACAGGCCUCACAAACGUCUUGCGAGAUCAUACAUUUGUUGGAUGCGCGGACGAUACUCUAGCUCUGAUACAACAUAAACAAGAUCUAUACCUGGUGAAUUUUGCCGUUGUCAGUGAGGAACUCUUCUAUCAAGUGUUACUCGCCGAAUUCUGUAACUUUGGCAAACUUCAACUGACCUCGCCUGUAUCCAUUCUUGAAUGCAUCAAAGUCGCACUAGAUGUGGAAGAACAGCAAGGCACACUUCCUGAUCAAUUACAACCCAAAGAUACCAUCGCAGAGACCAUUACAGAUGUAAUUGUGUCUCGCGCUGAUAUGCUUGAAGAUCAUUUCUCUAUGGUGAUCUCAAAAGAAGGGUCUCUGUUAGCUCUUCCGAUGUUAUUGAAAGGCUACGUACCGACCAUGGACAAACUACCACUAUUUCUGCUACGAAUGGGAACAGAGGUGGAUUGGGAGACCGAGGAAGGAUGCUUUGACAGUCUGGGACGCGAAUUAGCCAUAUUUUACAGCGCUGAGCCGCCCGUAGAACCGGUGGAUAUUACAGCAGAUAAUGACACCGCUCGACGGCAGUAUAAACAAGAACAUGAAAAGUAUCUGUGGCAAGUGCAAAAUUUGAUCUUUCCAGGUCUCAAGAGUCAAUUCAUUGCACCGGCAAGUUUAGCUAGGGAGGAUGGAAGUUAUGUCACCCGCUUAGCAAGACUAACUGAUCUGUAUAAAAUUUUCGAACGUUGCUAAAAUACUAAUAAAAAAGAAAG
Molecule: messenger RNA, 2162 nt
Organism: Zychaea mexicana
Lineage: Eukaryota; Fungi; Mucoromycota; Mucoromycetes; Mucorales; Lichtheimiaceae
Product: DNA mismatch repair protein mlh1
Exons: 15
Coding region: 52-2142 (696 amino acids)
Biological process (GO): mismatch repair
Cellular component (GO): MutLalpha complex
Molecular function (GO): ATP hydrolysis activity; ATP-dependent DNA damage sensor activity; mismatched DNA binding
Source: RefSeq, a predicted model, not a curated record